AUGUCAAAUGAAAAUCCAGAUUUCUCUUUGAAUUCUUCAACAUCAGAUUCAGAGAGUUUAGAAAUGGAUAGUAAAAAUGAAAAUGCCAAAAGGCCAAUUGAUGAGGUUAAUGAAGUGAUUGAUGUUGAGGUCAGUAAAGAAAGCCCAUUUCAAACAAAGAAAAGAAAAAAAACAUCUCAUGUCUGGAAUGACUUUGAGAUAGUUACAGAGCCGGAUGGUAGUAAAAAAGCAAAAUGCAAAUUUUGCAAGACAAAGCUUGCUACUAAGGUUGGGGGUCCUACAACUCAUCUUAUUAGGCACUUGAACUCGUGUCCACGUCGUCUACUGGUUGAUAAAAAACAAAAUAUUCUAAGUGUAGGAAAAGGAGGACUGGGAAGUGAACCAAAUAUUGCAAAUUUCAAGUAUGAUCAUGCAAAGGUUAGAGAAGCUGCUGCUCACAUGAUACUCGUACAUGAAUAUUCAUUUAACAUGAUGGAGCAUGAAUUUUUCAAUCGGUUCAUGAAUACGGCCACCCCGCAUUAUCAAAAGAUAUCGCGUACUACGGCGAAGAAUGAUUGUGUGGCAGUUUAUGAGAUGGAGAAGAAAAGGUUGAAAACAACAUUUAAAAGUGUUAACAAAGUUAGUAUCACGUCAGAUUUCUGGAAGUCUGGUCAGCAGAUCGGUUAUAUGUGCCUUACAGGACAUUUUAUCGAUUCUGAAUGGAAAUUACAGAAGAGGAUCUUGAAUUUCUGUGAUGUGCCACCUCCUCAUACUGGCGUUGUCAAAGCUGAUACUAUUUUUCAAUGUCUAAUUGAUUGGGGCAUUGAAAAUAAAGUAUCAACUGUUACUUUUGACAAUGCAAGUAAUAAUGAUGCAGCUAUCAGGAUUUUGAGAGAUAAUUUCACCAUUAAAAGUAAACUGUUUUUUGGUGGGAAGAUCUUUCAUGUACGAUGUUGUGCACAUAUUUUAAACCUCAUGGUGCAAGAUGGGCUUAGUGAAAUCCAGAAUGUGAUUGAAAAUGUUCGUGAGAGUGUUAAGUACUUAAAGGCAUCAGAGGCACGGCUUCUCAAAUUCAGUGAGAUUGUGAAACAGUUGCAAUUGCCUUCAAGGAAGUUAAUUUUAGAUGUUCCCACACGUUGGAACGCAACAUAUGCUAUGUUGGAAGCGGCAAUAAAAUUCAAGGAGGUGUUUCCAAGAUAUCAAGAUAGAGAUCCCAGUUAUAGAUGGUUGCCUAGUUUAGAGGAUUGGAGUAGAAUAGAGGAGGUGUGUCAAUUUUUAAAAGUUUUUCAGGUUGUGACAAACACUAUAUCUGGAAGUGUGUACCCAACUUCAAACAUGUUUUUGCCUGAAGUAUGGAAGAUAAAAGAAGCCUUAAGUGAAAAUUCAUUGGAUGAAAAUAUUUAUAUGCGAUCAAUGGCCAACAAAAUGAAAGAAAAGUUUGACAAGUAUUGGGGUGAAUGCAAUCUUUUGAUGGCCAUAGGUGCAAUUUUGGAUCCAAGGUACAAAAUGGUGCUUAUUAAGUUUUGCUUUCCCAAAAUAUAUUCCGAGCUAGAAGCAUCAAAAAACAUUGACAUAGUGCGUAAGGCAUUAUAUGAUUUAUUUAAAGAGUAUGUAGAAACUUAUACUUCCACCAACUUGGAGCAAGAAGUGAAUGUAACAGUUGCAGCUAUUGAUUGUGAGUCUAGUCACACUUCUAAGUUCAAAAGUAAAGGAAGGCUUGAAUUUGAUCUUUUUGUUAGAAAAAAUGAAUGUGUUCAGCCUUCAAAAUCUGAAUUGGACAUGUAUUUAGAAGAAGGUGUUUUUAUUUGUCAUGGUGAGAUGGAUCACUCUUUUGAUGCAAUAGAAUGGUGGAAAGUCAAUAAUCUCAAAUUUCGCAUUCUAUCCAAAAUGGCAGUUGAUAUUUUGUCAAUUCCUAUCACUACGGUUGCUUCUGAGGCUGCUUUUAGCACUGGAGGUAGAACUAUAGAUCCAUAUCGUGCAUCAUUAUCUACAAAAACGGUGGAAGCUUUGAUUUGUGCUGGCGACUGGGUUGGAGCUUUUUGGUGCUUUGAUUUUGGAAAAGAGAAAACAUGCUGUUGUAUGAUCCAUUUUGGGCAAUCCCUUCGCUGGAAACUAUUUCUUUUGUUUGGAGCUUUUUGGUGCUUUGAUUUUGGAAAAGAGAAAACCUGUUGUUAUAUGAUCCAUUUUGGGCAAUCCCUUCGCUGGAAACUAUUUCUUUUGGUUGGAGCUUUUUGGUCUCUUCCACAUAUUCCUAAAAUUUAUCUUCUAAAGAACCCAUUCCUCCAGGUAACUAAGGAAUGUUUGCAAAAAGGCAUUGCUGUUUGCAAGGAUGGUGCUUUGUUUAGGAAAAUCAGAAAGAAAAUCAGCUUUGAGAUGAAAGUUCAAUGUUUGACUUCCUAUAUGGUUGCUAUCAAGGAUGCAGAUUUUUCUAAUGUGUAUGCUGUGUUUUGUUGUUUGCCACAUGGAACCGCACAGCUUUCGUAUUGCUUCAUACGGUGCAUACAGAGUAUUGAGGACCAAGUUGAUCACUUUGCAGAAAAGGCAAAUAUUGAAAUCAAGUAA
Molecule: messenger RNA, 2541 nt
Organism: Cornus florida
Lineage: Eukaryota; Viridiplantae; Streptophyta; Magnoliopsida; Cornales; Cornaceae
Product: zinc finger BED domain-containing protein RICESLEEPER 2-like
Exons: 8
Coding region: 1-2541 (846 amino acids)
Molecular function (GO): protein dimerization activity; DNA binding
Source: RefSeq, a predicted model, not a curated record